GACAUUAAGUGUUCGUGGUCCACGAGGAAAGAAGCGGUCAAGAUGCAACGCGUUGUGAGCUCCGUGCGCCGAUUCGCCAGCCACGCGGCGCCGCACCACCAGGCGGAGAGCGCCAUGAUCACCAACAACGGUACCCACGUCUUCGUGCGCAAGGGCUACGAGCGCUCGACGUGGGCGGGCAUCCUCGGCGGCCCGAUCUUGCUCUGGAUCGGCUUGAGCAACGCGCCGGACACGGACUUUGAGGACUGGGGCCGCCGCGAGGCCAUCAAGCGCCUGAAGGCCGAAGACAAGGUGCUCGUUGCCCGGCAAAACACGAUCGGCGGGCCCUUUGUGUACGUCAAGAAUGAGAUUGGUGAGCGCCCGGCGUUGGAGGAAUAGAGCAGCACUGGCGCGUCGACGCUACGCUACACCGUGAAUAUAGGUGGGUUCUGUUGCCUUCAUGUUCAACUUCUGCGCAAUCACAUAACGUCGAGUUGACAUGCUAUCCG
Molecule: messenger RNA, 488 nt
Organism: Saprolegnia parasitica CBS 223.65
Lineage: Eukaryota; Oomycota; Saprolegniomycetes; Saprolegniales; Saprolegniaceae
Exons: 3
Coding region: 43-378 (111 amino acids)
Source: RefSeq, a predicted model, not a curated record